UUAUAUUAAAAUUUAAAAAUAAAAAAUAAAGAAUGAGUUUUAUUGCGAGACAAACUUUAUGGCAAACGUGAUAAUUAUUGUAAGGAAUCCAUAAACUUAGCCUGAUUAUUAAAAAGGAAUACUUUAUGUGUCAAACUUCUAUAUAUCCCUUUUUUCCCAUUUAUAGGUAGUUACAAGAAUUACCAAAUUAAACUUCAUGCAAUGGAAACACAGAGUCAUGAACCACUUCAGAAUCCACAAGAAAUUGAGAAACACAGCACUUAUGAAGAAGAAAAACAGGUAAAGCUAGAUAUUUCAUUGAAUCCGAAUGUUCCUAACAACUAUUGUGAGUCCAAUCUAGUCACCACAGAUGAUUCUUCUACUACUUUGUCAGAUCAUUGCACUGGCGGCUCCAAAUCUUCUUCAGAGCCACGGUUUUUCUCUUGCAAUUACUGCAAGAGAAAAUUCUAUAGUUCACAAGCAUUGGGAGGACACCAAAACGCUCACAAGAGUGAGAGGUCAAUUGCAAAAAGAGGACAUAGGUUUAUAGGAACACACAUGAUGCUGUCACCAACAGGAACAACCUCAUUUUCUCAGAAUCAUUUUCACCAUAGUUAUGCAAAUAUGGCAUCUUUACUACCACUUCAUGGUGGUGCUAAUAGCAAUACUUUUAGACCACUUGGAAUUAAGGCUCAUUCUAUGAUUCAGAAGCCUUUUCAUAACUUUUCAUCCAAUGGAUUUGGAAGCACUUAUUAUGGAUAUAAUGGUUGGUCAAGACCACUUAUUUUGAAUCAACAACAUGGAAUAGGAAAGUUAGCUAUGGAAACUUUCAAGGAAACGGGGUUAUCAUCACAUGACAGUGUUGGUAGAUUCAAAAGUGUUGAAGAGGACAUGGUGAAUCCAGGAACUCGUUUGAGUUUGAAGAGUAAUCAGGAAGAGGUGAAGUACCUUGACUUAUCCUUAAAACUCUAAGCAUGUGUUCUUGUAGUAUAGAUUAGUGACGGCUUCUUGGUAAGUAUAGGCAUAGCUAGUUAGAAUUUAGACAAUUUUAUUUUCUCAUUGUUUGUAAUGAUUUAUUGUGUAAGCCUUUUUAUGAUCGGUGAAGGAAUUCUCUUAUUCAA
Messenger RNA from Lathyrus oleraceus (garden pea), 1100 nucleotides. Its product is annotated as zinc finger protein 1. The record is from RefSeq and is a predicted model, not a curated record. Bases 202 to 951 code for a protein of 249 amino acids. Lineage: Eukaryota; Viridiplantae; Streptophyta; Magnoliopsida; Fabales; Fabaceae. Gene Ontology annotation, biological process: negative regulation of abscisic acid-activated signaling pathway. The transcript has a single exon.